AUGGAGAGGCCUACCCUGGAAAUUAACCUGUCUGAUACUAUUGAGGAAGGAAAGCUUUAUGUAGUUGAUUCCUUAAACAACUUAAACAAGCUAAAUGUUUGUCCAGAUGAAUCUCAACAUUCUCUAGAUGAGGAAGAGAACACUGUUGGUACUGGAGAAAACUUGGCAGGGAGCAACACAAGAAAACAGUGUUUGUUCUUCAUCACCUUUGUUCUUACUUUGAUCGUUAGUUUGGCACUUGUUUCGUUUGUAAUAUUCUUAAUACUUCAAACUAGAAACAAGAUGGACCAAAUAUCAAGCAGACUACUAUCUGAAAAGAAGAACAUAGAAGAACUGAAGAAAAUGAACAAAAUUAUAUUAAAGCAUCUGAAUCAAACAGGAAUUAAGGAAAAGUCUUCUGAUCUUCACAGACACCUGUUUACCCAUGCUGAGCUCAAAAUCCCUGGAGAAUAG
Acanthisitta chloris (rifleman) is the source of this 453-nucleotide messenger RNA. RefSeq names its product leucine-rich single-pass membrane protein 1 (gene LSMEM1). The transcript is spliced from 3 exons. The coding region runs from base 1 to 453 and encodes 150 amino acids. The record is from RefSeq and is a predicted model, not a curated record. NCBI's taxonomy places the organism in Eukaryota, Metazoa, Chordata, Aves, Passeriformes, Acanthisittidae.